GCACAUGUCGAAGCUUCAUGAGGAGUUUCAGUCGAGAGGAAAACAUCCAGGGCAGCAGCUGCAUCUGAUUGGCUUAUGAACCUUUACAGGCCACCAAUCAGACACCAUUCUCGCUGUGUGACUGCGUGUUUCCCUCUCCUUCUCUGUACACUGUCAGCCUGCGCAUAUUUUUAUGUUUGCAGAUCUGAAUGCAUUCAUGAGUGUGUGUGUGUGUAUGUGUGUGUGUAGGAUGCUAAAACCAAGAGCUGUGAAAGAGGGGGAGGGGCGAGGAUAGAGACCCUGAAGAAAUAGAUGAAAAAAGAAAGACAGGCAAGAAGAAGGAGAGGACAGAUCUUGAGGAGAGAGUGAUGGUGAAGGCACGCUGAGGAGAGAUAGACGUAGAGAGUGAGGAGGAGGAGGAGGAGGAGGAGGAAGCAGCAGCAUCGUUGAUUUUCACAGGAACCAAGGCAGCUCUGUUGCCGUGACGAUGGGCUGCUGGCUCUCUGGACCGUGGAUGGGUGACCAAACGGUGAGUGGGCGGAGUCUUGCGAACCUGAGCCAGCGGGAUGCUCUGCGGAUCCUGGCGGCCAGUCAGCGUCCAAUUACAAUGCAGAUCAAGGGUCAGAGGGGGUGUGGCACUGAGGCAGACCGGGGAAUCUGGGAGCCCCUCCCUCUCAACCUGCAGCACCUCAACCUGCCCCUCCCAUUAAUGGGGGCGGGACUUAACGCCUCCAGCCCCUCCUACCAGGACAGACAUUAUUACAGCCACCUGUCUCUGCCACAAGAUCACUGUGAAGGAGGACGAUACGGCUACCUGUCCAGCUCCCCACGGGACACUGUGGACAUUAGCCACCAGGAUCCAGAACUGACUGGUCGUGGACAAAAGGGACAGAACUGCCUAAUGAGAUGUUGCAAUACAAACUUAGAAGAACAUAAUGGCUGCCACAGUCAGACAGAUGACGAGGACUUCAUGCUGGAGAAGCCGCUCGGCUUCAUGCCCCUCCACCAUGAGCUGGACAGCGGAUUGGGCUGGACUGACGGCUCCCUCCACCAGGGCGACCUCUCGGGGCUGGAGACUGAGGAAGGAGGCCUGGAGGACUGUCAUUCACAUGGGGCCCUUGCCCAGGGGGGUUGUGGUGGCUUCGGAGGAGGUGGCUCUCCUUCCUCUGAGUCUUUUAUUUCCUCGGAGCUCAGCGACUCGGGCUUCUACAGCGUGAGCACCGGGGAGUUCAGGCACUUCCAGAGGAUGCUGGAGAAGCGAAUGCGGAUGUACAACGCCAGGCUGCAACAUCAGGGCGAACCGUGCGAGAGGCGGGAGCGGCGUGACAGCUGCCCCAAGAGCCACCGUGAGCUUCUGGAGGCCAUCCCUGAGGCGCUGACCAUGCAGCCUCAGUGUCAGCACCUGCAGCUCGAGAUAGAAGAUGGCACUGGGCCAAUCAUGGAUCUCCCACCCUGUGGGCUUUUCAGAGUUUCAUCCGUCCAGUUCCAUAAAGCUGACCGGCCCUGUCUGAACCGUCACAGCUCCAGCAGUGGAGCCCUCUUCAACCCCUCCCAUGCCCAUGCAGCAGUCUCACGAAUGACUGCCCCGGCCCUCUCCACCUGCAGCACCCCCUCCAGCCACCGGAGAUCACUGGUACCCAUGCAACAGACCCACCAGGGCUCCAGUUCAGUGGGGAUGCUGAGGAGAAGCCGUACUCUGCACCAUCGCCCUCCUCCGCAGGAAUACCGCCGGCGAGCAAGCCACCCAGCUUCCCCCUCCUACUGUGCAGAAACCCUGUACCACUGUGGAGGUGUCCAGCCACAUAAUGUCCUGCCAUCGGGUCUGCCAGAAGAAGGUGAGCUAGUGCCUGGUGUGUUGGCAUCUCACCCAGCAGGCUUGGCUCUCUCACCACAACAACACCCCACCGCUUUGGGGCAUGUUAGGGGUGCCAGCACCCAUGAGCGAUGCUACAGUAACAACCCUAACGCCCAGAUCGCUCACCAUGACUGGUGGCACUCGCAAGAAAGAAGCCUGAUGCCCGAGCAACUGGUGACAGAAAGGGACAGAGAGAUUGAGAGGGAACUGGAACAAAAAAAGCAAAUGCAAGAGAAAAAGCUAGAAAGGGAGGCACAGAUUCAAGAGGAAAUGGACAGAGAGCGGCAGCAAGAGAUGGUGAGAAGCCGAGCCAGAGAGCAGCAGCACCUCCAGAGUCUGGUCCAACCUCCUCAGGCUGGAGAUGUCAACGACACCUGGCCGAAACCAGCAAUCCGUCAGUCCCAGAUUGGUGGGGGAGGCAGAGGUCUCUACAGCACCCUGGAGGGCCACACAGGGGCUUGCUCUGUUGCUGGGUGGGAUGCAAAGAAAGGACAAAUGAAUGCAUGUUCAAAUCCUAAUCCUAGUUCUGGUUUGCAGCCAAAACUUAAUCCAAGCUCCAAACCCAACCCAACCUCACGGAUCUCCAGGAACCAGCUCCUGAGAGACCGGGCGUCCCAGCUGGCCGACGAACGCAGUGGGAUGAGCACAGAUGAGGAGACCAAUACCGACAUGCUGAUGGGCCGGUACUGGAGUCGAAUGGAGAGAAGGGAACACUUUCUGCUGGCCCGUGAGCAGAGGCAGCAGCAGCUGCAGGCCAGAGGAGGGACAAUACGAGACGCCAUCAUCAGGGGAGGAGCCAUCACCGGGGGAGGAGGAGCCUCUGCUGGAGAUGAAGGUGUGCUGGACAGCAGAGGAGGCGGAGCUUUUGCAGAAGGGAGGUGCAACACGUUCCUGGAGCUGAGUCAGAGGAAGCUGAGUCGUCUGAGAAACAGGAAGCUCUUGGAUGAUUGGACGACAGUAGAGGAACUGCUGACUCAUGGGACAAGGCUGAACAACCAUGAGGAUACGCUGUGUACCAGCUCCCUGCUGACGGUCACCACCGUCUAACUGCAUGGGCACCACGUCUAACUGUAACUCUGUGUGAGUGUGUGUGAUGUUAAGCUAACAAUACGAUAUUUUAGUAAAUUCUCUUGUUUUCUUUUCCAAAGUCAGAUGAGAAGAUGGAUAUUAGUUUUGUCUUUUUUAUCCAGUGCAGGGAGAGGUCAAGGAUGUGUUUGGCUUGGUUAAAAACAAAGACUGGAAGGGGUCUGUCUUUAGUUAUCCACUUACAAAGAACAGGGUCCUCAUCUCUGUACUUGAAGCACAAAAAAGAAACGGAUAUCCAUCUUCUCAUGGGACUUUGGGAACGACAGAGAACUAGAAGACGAAAUGUCAGACUGUUCCUUUAACAAAUGUGUGAGAGAGAGGGAACUUCACUGUCAUCACUGUACAUCACCUCAACUGAUAGCUUUAUGUGUGGCUGUGUCACCACUGUACAGCACUCCGCUUGUAAAGACAAACAACUGAAAAAGGUCAGAUGAGCGUGUAUGUUUGCGUCACGUUUCCUACUACAUCUUGUACUACAUUUAUUUUAAAAAAUCUUUGACAAAAUUACAAUUGGGGUUCAGACUCAAAUCCUCAAACAGUCCAUGACUUGUCGGGGAGCAAUACAGUUCUGCCCGAUGUACCUGGCUGUGCAUUAACGCUACAUCACAAACGACUACUUUUACAUCAGGGUCACAGAACACAUCAACUGUAGCAAUGCAGACAAUGACAUCUGAGAUUUGAUACCAAAUCCUGAAUGGUUUUUAUAGAAACUCUGUUUACAAUUAGAAUAUCAGUCGAUGGGAGCUUUUGUAACUAAAAUGAAAAAAAUAACGUGACCUGAUUUACUUGGUUGUGAAACACUAGUGAAGCAGUGUUGAUCAGGGAUGGGGAACAAUGUGCCACAAAGGUUUGCAGAGGAUUUCGACCACGGCUUUAAUCUGUAAUAUCAGCUACUGUUGUGUUUCGGUCAGAGUUUAUUCCCAUUUAGACCGUUCUUACAUGCACCUAAGUUAGAAAACAUGCCGACCUCUGAGUUGGAAGUAUCAGCUACAAUAUGUCCGACUCUUUGAAAAGAACUAAAGAAGUAAUCAGUGGUAAAACCGUUUGAAAGUCCCCACCAUUUGCAAAUGCUUUGAUAUAAAAUCCACUAUUAAAACCAAUACAAUUGAUUCAGCAGACCGUCCUCAUGUCCUCAUGCCCGUCCUCAUCAAGGACUGGUAAUCUGCCUAAUGUGUCAUUUAGGUAUGAGAAAGAGUUAGAUUCGGAUAAGGAAAAGGAGCUCAUAGAAAUUGUGUUACGGACACAGUCUGAUGGGUUUGUAAAAACGCAGUUAUUUGCCAUGACGACUGAAGUUUUUUUCGCUGUGUGACCAUGACCAACACAGAAACCACACAAUUAAAACAAUACAUCUAGCUGAGUGAAUGGGCAUGUGUACCAUAUAUUAUACCCCCAACCCGUCAGACACGGCCUACCAAGAGCCUGGGUCUGUCCCAGGUUUCUCCCUAACAGGAGGUUUUCCUUGCCACUGUUGCUUGCUCUGAAGGGAACUACAAGAACUGUUGGGUCCUUGCAAAUCAUAGAGUGGUCUAGACCUACUCUAUCUGUAAAGAGUCUCGAGAUAACUCUUGUUAUGAAUUGAUACUAUAAAUAAAAUUGAAUUGAAUCGACACCCUGGGGGGAAAAAAGCACUAAAAUUGUGUAAAGUCAUAAUAACAGUUUUUUUUCUCUCUCCCAUUGUUACUUGUCUGCUGACACAGCGUGAUUGCAGCAUAAGAUUUUUGGCUCAUGGCUCCCUAUUCCUGCUGGUGUAUUUACUGUUGGCAGGAUGUUUACAGAUCUACCUACCCAGGUAAAAGCUUAUGCAUGUUUACUGAACUCUGUUGACUGUGUGGAGACAAUUUCAAAGAAAAGAAGAUACACCUCAAGUCAACUUUACGUUAGGUUGUCCAGACUGCUGCGGCAUCACUCUGCACGGUCAGGACUGACAGAGCUCAAGUCACCGUUGACAUUCCAUUAAAAACAGGUGUAAGUAAAUCUGAAAUCUACUGAUUCCAGGUCUGCAGUUCGGGAAAAUGUGCAAUAAUACCUCAAGCUAGUUUUAAUAUGACAAUGAGAGUGUUGUGUGCGCUUUCUGUCAAGUGUCCAUCAAAUGCAGUAACUCGUUUUAAAUCAAACCGAUGCACAAAUGUGACGAGUCACCGCAAGCGCACAGUAAUCCUAGAAUCUAAAAUGGGAAGAGCAAAGGUUAUGUAGAUAUUGACAUUAUUUCUGUACAUUGUUUUCCAUCAGAGGGACCUAAGAAAACAACUUUUUGCACAUCGUUUUUUAUACGAAAUGUUUUCCCUACCUUUCUGUACCAGGGGCCAAGGCCAGUGAAAAGAUGUAGAUAGAACGACAGUGUGUGUUGAUGUUUUCUUUUUAAACUAUCAUAGUGAUAUAUGGAGAGGAAAAAAAAUAAGUUUCUUGUCAUUGUGUUGGACAUAUUUCAAUAUUUUUCUUGUGGUGGUAACAAAACCAAUGUGAACAGUUUUUAUGAUCUUUAAAAUCUACUUCAUUUACUUAAAAGCUGGUAAAUCUUUGAUUUGCCAUUUUUAAAGAGUGAACACCAAAUGUGAAUAUUAUUGUCUCUUUAAAUGCUAAAUUGAAUUUUACUGUUGUUUUGUGUCAUUAUGACAUGUACAUAUUGAUUUUGUCGGAAGGUGCAGACGAGGUUGGAGUCAGUAAAAUAGGACAUGCUGAUGCCAUCAGAAGCCUCCAGUGGUUUAUCAUGUGAUUCUGUAGGUUUAUAGCUGUGUUUUAGAGGCUAUAUACGGCAAAAAGAUUCAACAUUGUAGUAUUAGUACUUUUACCCUCACAAUAUUUUCAAAAUUCAUUGAAAGUGGUUGAGUUCGUUCUGAAUGUUACAUGUGGCAUCCAUAAAUUAUGAGUAGGAUCACUGACGCAAAUGCUCAGAGGAACAACAACAUCUUAGAUACAUCUUGUUCUUUGUUUUCUACAGAGUUAGAUAUUUUGGAUGGAUUUCAUCUCUGUAUGUCCAGUAAAAGGAUGGCUCCAGAAUGAAUUUAGCCUAGCACAAAACCCAAAAAGAGUCAUUUGAUCUGAUGACGGCGCUAGAUAAAAUAUAAGUGCAUCCUGAAAAUGUUUGCAAUUAAUCUUGAGAAGGCCAUGGAAAUACAAUGAAAAGUUAUUGAAAUAUUUCAGUCUGGACCAGUGAUGGUGGAUCUAGAACCAUGCCUCUAUAGGGUGACAAAAAACAACUUUCUAACAACUCAAAAGCUGU
This is a messenger RNA of Etheostoma spectabile (orangethroat darter), 6140 nucleotides long. RefSeq lists its product as uncharacterized. NCBI's taxonomy places the organism in Eukaryota, Metazoa, Chordata, Actinopteri, Perciformes, Percidae. The record is from RefSeq and is a predicted model, not a curated record. The transcript has 6 exons. The coding region runs from base 467 to 2881 and encodes 804 amino acids.